Messenger RNA from Vitrella brassicaformis, 2150 nucleotides. The record is from the annotation of a GenBank genome assembly. NCBI's taxonomy places the organism in Eukaryota, Vitrellaceae.
GAAUGACCGAGAGCGGGGAACAGCAGCAGCACAGCACAUUGGUGCGCUUCGGCUGGAAGAUUUUGAACUUUUGUGAUGCCCAUUUCCUUCCAUUGGGUGAGGCAGGCCAUCACUUCAUCCCUCGAAAAGGACAGAAUGUGGCACACCGCUGUGUUCGUUUGUUCAGGCCUCGUGGUCUUUGUUGUCUUUGGAGCACUGGUAAGGAACCGCAACAAACGGGUGGACACGGAUCUCAUGCAUGGUGUUUGUGUCUGCUGUUCACUUCAGGUUCCUCUGCCCGGCAAAUGGCUGUCUGGCGUCGACAGCCCAGUUCCCAAGGGGCUGGUCUCACAGCUAUGUGUGUGCAUCAUCUUCCUCUUAUCCGGCCUGAAGCUGCAAUUUUCUGAGGUGAAAGAGGGCCUUCGUUGCUGGCGUGGGGCGGUGUACGGCACUCUGUCGAUUUUGCUGCUGACGCCCCUGGCUGGCUUCGGGCUGGUGUUUGUGCCGCUGGAGCCGCCCGACUUAUCGCUCGGCCUGGCGCUGUUUGCUCUGAUGCCGAUGACACUCACGAGUGGCGUGAUACUGACCAAACAGGCGGAGGGCAACACGCCGCUGGCACUCCUCUUCACCGUCGCCACCAACUUCAUCGCUAUCUUCACUCUACCAGCUACGGUGCCGCUGCUCGUCGACACACUACAGCAGCAGGGGCAGCAUGGUUCGAGCAAGAAAGACAUCAACGUCUCCAUCAACGGCACACAGAUGCUGCUCAACCUGACCUAUUCCAUCCUUAUUCCCUUGAUCGUGGGCAAGCUGCUGUCGCUGUGGCGGCCGGUCUCGGCGUUUGCGAAUGGUCACAGUCGUCUGAUGAAGCAUGCGUCGGCCUUCUUCCUUAUCGUCAUUGUGUGGAUGAGCGUGUCGAAGGCCGUCGAGCAGGUCAGACCAGCCGCACAAGUCAGGCAGGACACUCGAGGUGGUCAUCCAGUCGGUCAAGUCAUCCGCCUUGCUCUGCUCUCGUGUAUCGUUGUCGGUGUGUGCCUGUCUAUCAGAUAUCGACGCUUCAUGUGGAGAUGGUGGUUGCCACAGCUGCGUUGGGUGUGGGGCUGCACCUGGCUUACCUCGCACUAAACGCAUCAUUUUCCAUCAUACUGCGGCUGCCCACACGUGAGCACACACACACACACACACGCACUCUGCAAUGCUCAUGUCGCCACUGGGUGCCUUUGUCUGCUGUGAUUGUCUGUGUGCAGCGAUAAUGAAGGCCGUGGUGGUGUGCGCGUCUCAGAAGACACUGCCCGUGUGUGUGACGGUCAUUGAGUUCCUGCCAACCGAGCUGGGCAGCCGCGGCAUUAUGGUCAUCGGGGCGAUCCUCGGCCACUUCACACAAAUACUCAUCGACGCCUUCCUAGCCUCAUGGUGGGCACAGCGGGGCCGCCGAUUGAGCAAUAGCGAGGAGAAAGAUCUCACAGGUGCGUAUUCCACACACGCAACACCAGCACUCGUGCCGCCUUAGUGGCCAAGGGCCUCGCUGCCUCUUUGUAUAGCCCAUCUGUCUGUUUCUGUGUGUCAGGUGUCAGCGACAGUGUGGGAACCGACCAUCCUGCCUUGAGGGCAGGAGACCUGACCGAUGGGACGACUGACUAUCGUCGGAUGGCGAGGGAGGACGCCCCCGGGCAGAAGACGCAAUUGGACGUCACUGCGAAUACUGUGUGAUGAAUGUAAUGUCUGUCUGCAUCGUUGAGUGAGUGAGUGUAUGGUUUGUGUGAGUGGGUGUGGUGUUUUUUCUUGAUGUAUGUUGAUAGAUACGCACCUCACUCACGUCCAUCCACAUGGAUGUCAAUUGUCUAUACGUACGGUGCAGCCAGGUGAUGGGAUAUAUGUGAUGGAUGACACCCACUCCACUUUUGUGAGUAUUUCUGUUUGCCACAGGCCCGCUGCAUGAAUUGCAUGCGUGCGUGCGUGUGUGUAGGUCACCUGCCUUUAUCAGUGCGUGGCCGGCGACCUUUCGUCCACCGGAAUACAAGUGGCCGGCCAUUCAUUGUGCAUGGGUGACAUGACGCCCGAACAGGACGUCGAUAUAUUGCCUGCCGGUUUCGCGUACGUACGUACGUGUGUGGACAGAGGCAUAUAUAUUCACAUCACCUCACAACACACACGGCCUCUCGCGUCAGAGA